AUUACGAGUAGAGAAGGGAGGUUUUGAGUAAAUGUCGCUGAGCGGCGAACGGGCUGAAGUUAUGGAGCUGUGGAAGAGUCACGUGCGGGCCGAGCUGUUUCAGAGGGACUGCUUACAGAAAGACCCUUUCUCUGGACUCUUCACUAAAGUGUCCAAAUUAGAGGAACUGCUGAAUCUCCAUUUGAGUUUAUGGGAGGACUUGGAGAGACAAAGCUUCAGUUCAAAUGACGAUGGAAUAAAAAGGCCCGUUGAGGGAAAAAAGACCCCAAAGCUGUAUCUGCAGUUCAGACAGACUGAACAUAUUAGACAAAAGCUUGCACAGAAAGUCUCAGAUCUGACCAGUGAUCUGUACCUCAGGGAGGCGGAGCUGCAGUUCUGUCACUCUCAAGUUGCCCGCUACCGUACCGAAGCCGUUCUGCUGGCCAAAGAAGCAUGCUCACUGAAGGAAGACCUGUCAGAUUAUCAGUAUAAACUGGAGUGUCAGUCAAAGGAGUUGGCAGCAUUGCGAUUGGAGCAGAAGAUGCUGAAGGAGGAGCUAGCAGCCACACAGCAAGAAAAAGAGGGGCUGCUUGAGCGCUGGUUGGAGGAGAAGAAAGAGGAGGCAGAGCGCCUUAAUAAGCACAAUGCCACUCAAGAGAGAUGGAAUCGCUUUGCUGGGCAAAUGAACAAGCAUCUCUUCGGAGGGUCUCAUCGUCAGAGGCGUGUCGCUUCCAACAGCCCACAAGUCUUCCAGAGAUAUUCAACUGAACAGUCACUGCCAAAGAAGAAUAAAUGAAUGCCUUGUUUAUUUUUUUUUUUAUUCAGUCUACAAAGAAUUAGCAUCCGUUGCACUGUGCUAAAGCUCUUUGAUUUUAUAGAAAAUCCCUUGAGCAGAAUCACUGUACUUUCACCAAAUCAGUUAUAUUGUGCAAUAAAAUGUAUUUAAAAAAUCUUUUUUUAGUUUAUGAAAAUCAUCUCUUGAAACUCUAUCUUGUAUUAAAUGAGAGAGACGUUGCUUAGACAUUUUUAUUUUAU
Messenger RNA from Pygocentrus nattereri (red-bellied piranha), 1014 nucleotides. RefSeq lists its product as uncharacterized. Lineage: Eukaryota; Metazoa; Chordata; Actinopteri; Characiformes; Serrasalmidae. Bases 32 to 775 code for a protein of 247 amino acids. The record is from RefSeq and is a predicted model, not a curated record. Gene Ontology annotation, biological process: negative stranded viral RNA replication; autophagosome assembly. Gene Ontology annotation, cellular component: autophagosome membrane. The transcript is spliced from 6 exons.